UGCGGCACUGGUUUGUUGUGCUUGGAGAAGUUAAACAUGGAGUUAUUUUGGUUGAAUUUGGACGUUUGACCCUUUUUAACAUAAAAUAUAUGACCAGCAUGGUGCUAUUUAUAUCGACUGAUUCAACAACUUAACAUGGAGUUCAGUUUUAACGUCAAUCACUUACUGUCGGAAACGAUUACGAAGUUAGACUGUAAUAUUACACCUGCCAGGAGAAAUGCAGAAGGAUAUAGCCACCAGGUGCUUCGGUCUCAGCUCUUGGAGGUUAUUGAUCGGAUGGGUGAUGCAUCAUCCAAGGCACAAGGUCUGUACACAGUGAUCACGACUGGCCGUAAGCUACAGCUCUCUGACCACAUACUCUUCAUCAUGAAGGAUGCCUCAGGAAAUGGAGGCCGUGGAACUGCUGUUGGCAUUUUGAAAAUCGGACGCAAGAAGUUGUUUGUCUACAGCCACCAUGGCGCAGUGCACGAGAUGGAGCCACUUUGUGUGCUUGACUUUUAUGUGCAUGAGUCACGACAGAGGAUGGGGUGUGGGCGAAAACUCUUUGACUUCAUGCUUCAGGAUACAGGUGUAAAACCGGUCCAUUUAGCGAUUGACAAGCCAUCGUUCAAAUUUAGCCAGUUCCUGGCAAAACACUUCAACCUUAGGGCCGAAAUCCCUCAAGUGAACAACUUUGUGGUCUUUGAAGGAUUUUUUGUUAAUAGGCCAGAAUCAACAUCCCGCAGAAGGUCGGGUCAAGGGAGACCACCACUUCCAAGAAGACGAGACCCAAGGCUGAAUUAUCUACUUGAUGACAAUCUCCUAGAUGAAGAGUUGCCACGGUCGAAGACCUACAGUGGUUAUAAUGGCUAUGGCCUUCCACCCCUGCCACCCACCAAUCAGGGCCUGGGUCAAGGGUCAAGCAAUCAGAACAAUGGGCUGGGCAGUAGACCACCAUCUGGUUCCUCGGUGAAAAUGAGAAGUCCCAGUGUUCUUUCUACUCCGAGAAGAGAAAAUGGGGAAUUUGCUAAGAUUGGGCAACUGAAGCCACUUGCCAUCGAAGAUAUCGAGCUUCCAAAUGAGACUCAGAGUGGCAGCCUGCAGGAAAUUAUGUCAAGUAGAUCACAGAACCAAAGUCGAUUCAGAAAGACAAAUGAAUCCCCCAUCGGUGGUGCACAGGGGUCGCGGCCUAACAGUAGCAAUAUUACAGCAACCAAUGGAAUCAAUGGAAAUGGUGAACACAACCGGAACAAUAAUUCUUUCUUUAGUGAUGGGUUGUUGUUGAAAAGGGGAGCCUCUGCACAUGAUGCUGGUCUGAAUCUGCACCAGGAGUACCAGGGGCGUAGGGGCCACUUGAGAACUAGGCCUACUCUAGAAAUGCCAAUAAGAAACCCCUUUCUAUCGAGGGAGGAGGAGGUGAAGAGUGCAGUGGCCAAUGGCUGGAAACCGGCCGCCGACCAACGCAGCUGGACAGUGUUUGACAAUGAUCCCACCUACCUGUCUAUAGCCUCCCGCAACUACACUCACACACGACUGUGGUGAUCUAUGCGUGCAUAGGGAGUGUUAGUGAUGUUGGAAUGUCUCUUUGUUUGGCUCAAGGAAUGGCCUAUGUUGAUUGAAGGACAUCAUACAAGUUGAGUGGUGGCAAAAUCUUAUAUUGUAUCUUAUUUACUUGUAUCUUUUUUUCUUAUUUAAAUGCUGCUAUUCAACUUAAUUAUAUUAACCACACUCUGGGUAUACUAGGCUUAAUGCAUGUGCAAAAGUGGCUAUUAUUUAGAAAAGAUCAGGAAAUUUGUUUAUGCGUUUAUACAUGCUCUGAGAUGCCUAGGUUAAUAUCAACAAUUUAUUGUGCCACCCUGCUCACUGAAAGGAAAGAUUUCCAGAAGACUGAAUAGCUGAUGUUAAGAAAUAUACUUGAAAACAUAAAAAAAUAACGCCUGUCUGUUUUUUUCGAGUACAUUAAUGGAUCUAAUUUUAUCUGUGCCCGUUCCUAUGUACGUACGCAUGCCCCUUGCAUAAACCUUUUGCGGCAUAAAUACCUUGGUGGUAUUUGAUUUAUGUUGACAAUAGCUAGGUCCUUUUAAAAUUCUGUGUUAAUUCUUUUCAUUAUUAUUAAAAAUAUGCUUAUAAUCAAGUGUUUGUACAACAGUUUAUGUAUUUAGGCGUUUUGCAAAUAAGCAUAUAGGGUUAAACAUGUUCAAUUAAUUUAAGUGCUCUAUGACUUCCAGUUGCAGGUUACAAAUCCUUUUCUGGAAAGUAUUGAUACUGUCUACAUAGUUUUGUCAGAAUUAUAUUGGAAAAUACAAUGUAUAUGCUAUUACAAUCAGUUUGGUAACAUUACAUGUUUGUUUCUAUUCAUCUUCAAUUGUAAAGAAUAAUCAACAAUUGCCAAUUAAAAACUGCCUGCAUCUUGAUGUUAUUUUGUUCAUUGUUUUCAUUUUUUUUAUGAUAAAAACAACAAAUAUUUUUAAACUUCAAAGUCAUGUGUUUUGUAACUUUAAGAAUCAAGAUUACUAUUUUCAAGGAAAUGUAUAUUUUAUUUAUGGAACUAAUAUCCUGUAACAAACUAAUUUGUGCAUGUUAACAGACACAAUAAUUUGCUUAUUAGAUGAAUACUUUUAGGGGUAAACACUUAGUAUAAAUGUUAAUAUGUAACUAAGAUUUUAAUUGGACGGAAGUUUUUUAUUCAUUGCUUAAGAAAAAACAUGUUUUUUUCUUGCCAUGGUUUGUAUGUUAAAUAUAAACCUGUUGUUGAAAGUAAUGCACUAUAUAUGUAUAUAUCCAGUAAUGACUUCUGUAUAUAUGAUUUCAUAGUUUAACAUUAAUAUACAAGAUUUUAAAUUAUUUAAGCCUGUGAUAUGUUAAUAUCAAAAUGAUGUCAGCAAUAUUGUUUUGUGCUAUAUGUGUGUCAUUAUAAAAUGAACCUUUUUAUUGAAAAUGUAGUUUAAUUUGUAAUAAAUUAUACAACACUAGGUUGUAAUGCUUUUAGAACUAACAAUGCCAGUAGUUGUUUUCAGUACAAAUCAUAUGGGUGCUGAGCAUGAAACUAGUAUUUUUAUAUGGAAAUAUGAAGCAGAGAUAUAAUGGUUUCAUGUUCAACUCUGAAAAUUGAGUAUACCUU
Dreissena polymorpha is the source of this 3100-nucleotide messenger RNA. Its product is annotated as alpha-tubulin N-acetyltransferase 1-like. The transcript has 11 exons. Lineage: Eukaryota; Metazoa; Mollusca; Bivalvia; Myida; Dreissenidae. The record is from RefSeq and is a predicted model, not a curated record. Gene Ontology annotation, biological process: alpha-tubulin acetylation. Gene Ontology annotation, molecular function: tubulin N-acetyltransferase activity. Bases 136 to 1521 code for a protein of 461 amino acids. Gene Ontology annotation, cellular component: microtubule.